CCGCUUCCGGUGGAACUAAGCGGAAACAGCUCGUUGAAGCCUGAGUGGUUCUGGAGGUCCGGUUCUGAUCCUGGAUCCAUCCAGAGGUCCAGUCGGUGCCGCCAGACCCUGAAAGCGGCGAUGGAAGGAGAAGCUCAGGUCUACUCGCCCCUCCCUCCUGGCCUGGAGGGUCGUCUUGGUGUGGAGGGUCAUGCUGUUUCCAGGGCGACCCGCUUUACUGAGGCCUACCUGAGGAACUGCGUUCAGAGGCAGACACGUCUGGACGUCCAGAAGGUUCUGACCCACAAGGCCCUGAUCCUGGACUACAGCCGUCCCAAGAAGGACAGAACCAGGCGGAGCAGCAAGAAGGCCAAAGGACUGAACGCCCGACAGAAGAGGAUGAUGAAGGUCUACCAGAUCAGACCUGAACACCAAAGGUCAGUUAGAGGGACGCUGUGUGACGGUACCUGCAUUGGUCCAACAGAAGGUCCAUCAGAACCAGUCUGCCUCUUUCCCGUCCCUCUAAGGCAUGUCUUUGCCCUCACAGUGGUGCGGUCCAAAUGUCCAGCCUACGUUGGAAUCACUGGGAUCCUGAUCCAGGAGUUCAAGCAGGUGUUUAAGAUCAUCACUAAGGAAGACAAAACCAAAGUGAUACCAAAGAGGAACAGUGUUUUUUCUGUGGAGAUCGACGGCUUUGUGUCGCACAUCUAUGGAAACAAGUUGGAGAUGCGGGCCAGCGAACGCUCUGCCAAGAAGUUCAAAGUAAAGGGAACCAUCGACCUGUAGGGACUGUCCUCUGACGGCCCCCUGCUGGACGGACAAAGAACUGCACAAAGCCUGCAGCCUGUGCAGAGCCAACACAAGUCCAGUUACUCAGAUCUGAGCGGGUUCUGCUGAGUUCAGACUGUGGCAGAACACACUUUUCUUUCAGUAGACCUCUGUGAGGUUCUUCUUCUCCUGUUCUGCCAGACGUCCCGUUUGAAAUAAAAGAUCCGUGAUGCAGACAUGGGCAAUGUGGAGUCAACAAGUCAUCUACAUGUCAUGUAUUUGUUCUACCCAGUCACUGAAGCAGGUGAGUCCAAUCUUCACCGUGAAUUAACCUGUGCAGAUUGGACUCACCUGGUUAAUUGGCUGGGUAGAUUAAAUACAUGACAUGGAGAUGACUUGUUGACUCCACAGUGCCCAAUUCUGCCUUGAUGAUAGCUGCAGGAACCUUCAACAUUUUUCUGCACAGAUAAAAAACAGAUUAAAUAUGGAGGACUUGACAUUGUUUGAUGUUC
Cyprinodon variegatus (sheepshead minnow) is the source of this 1259-nucleotide messenger RNA. RefSeq names its product POP4 homolog, ribonuclease P/MRP subunit (gene pop4). The transcript has 5 exons. Gene Ontology annotation, molecular function: ribonuclease P RNA binding. Bases 121 to 765 code for a protein of 214 amino acids. The record is from RefSeq and is a predicted model, not a curated record. Gene Ontology annotation, cellular component: ribonuclease P complex; ribonuclease MRP complex. NCBI's taxonomy places the organism in Eukaryota, Metazoa, Chordata, Actinopteri, Cyprinodontiformes, Cyprinodontidae. Gene Ontology annotation, biological process: tRNA 5'-leader removal; rRNA processing.